CGACAGUGCCCAUUCGGCCGAUAGCUAAACAAAAACAAAAAAAAAAUAAACAUAAACAAACAACAGCACAAGGACCGGACCUAGUCAAACAAAACAACGCCAUGGGUUUUCCGCGCAUCCUCAGCAAGAACAACAAGAUCUACACCAAGCUGGGCGAGUUCUGUUUGUCGGGGGAUAGCUUCUGGAUUGUUUGUCACACGUGCCAAGAGGAGUUGCAGACACAGGAUCAGUUCUGGAAGCACAUACAGGAUGAGCAUAAUUUCAUGCACGGGGUGGCAAAGGAACACAGUCGUACAUCCAGCUACUGCCUAACGGAUGUGGAGGCUGCGGCGGCAGCAGCAACGCCAGGAAGCAGCUCCCAGCAAGGCGCCACAGCGAUCAGUGUGCCUCUGGCACUUUACACCUGCUCAACCAAGUAUUCUGAGGAGGAGCAGCGGGAGGUGGAAAUGCACGAACAGCAGGUGCAACACCAAGUGCAACAGCAGCAAGCGCAGCAGCAGCAAGCGCAGCAGCAACAACACCAACAGUCUCAGCAGCAAGGGCACCAGCAACACCAGGUUCAACAACAGCAGACCCACCAGCAGCUCCAACAGCAGCGGGAUGUUGCCAAGGAGCUGGCUGAACUCCAUGCCAAUGCGGUAGCUGCCGCUGCAGCCUCCGCAGCUGUGGUAUCCACAGGCGAAGGAACUACCCAAAGUAACAGCGCCAUCGACAUUAAAAUAGAGCCCAGCAGUCUGACACUUACACCCGAAAUGCAGGCUGCUGCAGCAGCUGGGGGGACCAUUUACCAUCUGCCACAGCUAGUUCCACCACCUGUACCGCCUCCACCGCCAGGGUCCGGAUUUGUAAGCGUCAGCGCCAGUACCAGCACCUCCAAUACGGUCAGCACCACGCCACCCAAUGUUCUACAGCAGCAACAGCAACUAAACAUGUCUGUCGUUCCUUCGACGGCUAUGGCCGCCGCUAUGCUAGCCGCCAGUCAGGAACAGCUGCCCAAGGACUCUAACAGCACGACGGCCAGCGCCGGGAGUGCUGUCUCUUCAGAUGACGGAGAACGCUGGUACGUCUGCGAUUACGAGACUUGUGGUUUGAAGUUUAAGUAUAAGUCGAGAAUGGAGCUACAUCGGGUAGUUCACAGCAAGGAGCGGCGGUUCAAUUGCGAACUGUGCAGUGCCUCCUUCAAGCAGUCGUGCAACCUAUCAACACACCGGAAGAAAAAGCACGCACUGAGAGGCAUCAAAAGCGAGAUAUUGCCGCAGCGCUUUUAGGCUAUACAUUAAACAGAGACAGCUCAAAGAUUCCCCAAUUAACCACAUUGCAUCUCGAAAAACCCUGUUUGAAAAUGUUGACUUAAGUUCAAGGAAAUCGCUUGUUUGCCACAAAAAAUGUUCAUUGUGCUAGGAGCCACAGAAAUCUGUUGAAUUAGCAAGGUGUGUACAAAAGAGUUCUACAUUUUGUCUCUUCCAUGAUUUCUCUGCCUUUUCUAAGACUCAAUAAAGUUAUAGACUUUAUAUUUAUAUUUAUAAAUUAAAUAAUUCUGGAUAAUUCCGACUGUAAAUUAAAAUUUAGCACUGCGUCAACAUUGUGGCAGGCAAGUGACAUAUAUAUGUAUAUCACAUAUGUGUAUAUAUAUAUGCUCUACAAAUGAAUAUAUAUUGUAUAUAAAUAAAUAUAUAAUAUAAAUAUAUAUAACAUGUAUGCAUAUUUAGUAUAUAAAAAUAUACAAAUAUAAACUAAUAUCUAAUGUAGGCUUAGGUUGUCAUGUAAAUGUAAUGUAAAUGUUUAGGCAGAGGUAUGAAAACCCCCGUUAUCUUUUACGCUCUAAGUGUACAUGCAAUGAUGUGUGUAAAGGAGACCAAAAUUUAGAAGACGGAAUUAAGCCCAACCAAAAAAUAUGUUGGUGUCUAGACCGUUGUGAGUUUUGUUUUAGAGUAAAUUGGUUCACAAUGUGUUAAAACCGAUUAGUCUCCUUUGAGUAAGUCUUUUACUUUAAGUUGAAAUGGAUUCUGAGGACAGCGAGAUUUCUGGGACAUAUCUAGUGGUUGCUGAAAUAGUGUCAGUUACAGUUUACAAGGUUAGAACAGUUAUUUACCUAGAUACACAAUAUUUAUGUAUAUAUGGCCAUAUAUACAGCUGCGAAAAAUUUAAUAUUACCACUUGCCCAAUCAAGGUUUGAAUAAGUCCCAAUUUUAGGAUUUAAAAAGAGCAAAAAUACCUUUUUAGAAAAGUUAAAUCAUGCACUUAUUAGAAAAUAAAAAAUAAUUACAUU
This is a messenger RNA of Drosophila melanogaster (fruit fly), 2269 nucleotides long. It is a transcript of the gene ATbp, whose product is annotated as (A+T)-stretch binding protein. The transcript is spliced from 2 exons. Lineage: Eukaryota; Metazoa; Arthropoda; Insecta; Diptera; Drosophilidae. The record is from RefSeq and is marked reviewed. Gene Ontology annotation, cellular component: nucleus. Bases 102 to 1268 code for a protein of 388 amino acids.